This is a messenger RNA of Vigna umbellata (rice bean), 1365 nucleotides long. The record is from RefSeq and is a predicted model, not a curated record. Lineage: Eukaryota; Viridiplantae; Streptophyta; Magnoliopsida; Fabales; Fabaceae.
CCCUCAUUCUUACAAACUCACUGCAACAUUCCUCUUUCUCUUUCCCUACACCGUCUUUGAAUCAUGGGAAAGUUUGCCCUAGCUAAUGUCCUACUGUUCCUUCUCUUUAACCUGACAACCUUCCUCAAUGUUCUUGCUUGUCCUUAUUGCCCUUACCCCUCUCCUAAGCCCCCAAAACACACUCCCAUAGUGAAACACCCAAAACCAUGUCCACCACCCCACUCAUCUCCCAAACCUCCACAUGUGAAUCCACCCCAUGUUCCAAAACCCCCUCAUUACCCUAAGCCACCACUGCAUCCACACCCACCCUAUGUCCCAAAACCUCACCCUAGACCGCCAGUUCAUCCACGUCCACAUCCCCCUCAUGUUCCACUACCCCCAGUUGCAAAGCCACCCCCAUAUGCCCCCAAACCACCGGUUGUCACACCACCCUACAUCCCUAACCCACCGGUUGUUCCGGUUAUUCCUCCUUACAUCCCAAAACCUCCGGUUGUCCCCGUUAUACCUCCUUACAUUCCUAAACCACCAGUUGUGCCCGUUACACCACCUUAUGUGCCAAAACCACCCAUUGUGAACCCUCCGGUGGUUCCUUUGCCACCACUUCAACCAACUCCACCCUCCGUGACACCACCAAGCCCUCCAAGUGAAACACCAUGUCCACCACCACCACCAUCACCGACACCAGUGGUGCCGUACCCUCCACCAGCACAACCAACAUGCCCUAUUGACUCUCUGAAACUGGGAGCGUGUGUGGAUGUGCUCGGUGGCCUCAUCCACAUAGGUAUUGGAAGUAGUGCUAAACAGACAUGUUGUCCAGUUCUUGCAGGGCUUGUUGACUUGGAUGCUGCAGUUUGUCUCUGCACAACCAUUAGGGCCAAGAUCCUUAACAUCAACAUCAUAAUCCCCAUUGCUCUUCAGCUUCUCAUUGACUGUGGCAAGACCCCACCAGAUGGAUUCAAGUGUGCAGAUAGUUAGUUAAUAUAUAUUUAUCAAGUUUCUUUUGCCUAAUGUUCCCAGGAAUUGCAUAACUAGUGCAUGAAUAAGUGAAGCAAAGUCGAGAAGAUGCAGUGAAGAAAUCGUUUCUCUUUAAUGAAGUUGUAUACAAAGACAAUUUAACUAGGAGGGAAAUUGGUUUACUUGUUGAGCCUAGAUAAUUUUGUGAUGUUCCAUGUUUACAGAGCCAUGCAUCAUUGGCAUGGCAGCAUCAACUUUUAAAAUGUCUGUGGUUUUCUUUCUCUGUUUGUUGUCUUGCAGGUGUGGUUCUGUGUGCAUGUCAGCUUCUGUAAGUUCACCCGUGAGUGAGUGAGUACGUUGGGAAAUGUACAAGUUAAAAGUUCCAAGUUAAUGAGUUUUAAUAAUUCUCUU